AAAGUAGGUAGUGAGUAGUGAGAAUAUAUACUUAAUAAGGUGAAACCCAAACACCUAAGAUGAGACUUUCUUUGUUUUAAAUCAAUUGUUAUUCCGCGAAGCAUACCUUUCCUGAAAAUAGGUACUAUUGAUUGUUUUUCUUGGUAGUAGGGUGACUUGUGAGAAAUUAAUUGGGAAUGUUAUCACUUUAAUCUGAUUGUGUGAAUAGACAUUUAUACUUUAAUCAGAUACUGCAUAAGCUGCGGAAUGAAUCUUGAUAAUAAUUCGUCUAGAGAAAACUCUGAGGCAUUGGAUUCAAUUGGCACUGUGAGUCCGAGAGAAAAGUACCACGGAAUGAGAGAGAAAAAGUUAUCGGCCGCGUCCCUUACGAAUACUGAGGGCGCGCGGCCUAAAGUGGUGACUGUAAAACAUCCAGAGUCCAACAAACCAAAGCCAACAGCGAGAAAAAACAAACCAAUACAAGCUGACCUAGAUGUCAUUAAAGAAUUUAUUAGAUGUCGGGAUGAGGGAGUAAAAAGAUUAGAUUUGAGCAAAUCCUCUAUUACAUCCUUGCCACCUAAUGUAAGGGAUUUGACACACCUAGUGGAGUUUUAUUUAUAUGGAAAUAAGUUAGUGGCCCUUCCUGCUGAAUUUGGGUGCCUGACUAACCUGCAAACAUUAGCACUGAAUGAGAACUCACUUACAAGUUUACCAGAUUCACUAGCUAACUUAAGAUGUUUGAAAGUUUUGGAUUUACGGCAUAAUAAAUUGAGUGAUAUACCUGAGGUUGUGUAUAAGCUGACUUCUCUGACCACUUUGUUCUUACGCUUUAACAGAAUCAGAGUAGUCGGGGAUGGAAUAGCUAAUCUAACUAAUUUAACAAUGUUGAGUUUGAGGGAGAAUAAAAUAAAAGAAUUAUCCUCUGGAAUUGGGCAACUGAUCAAUUUGGUUACCUUUGAUGUUUCUCAUAAUCAUUUGGAGCAUUUACCACAGGAAAUAGGUAACUGUGUCAAUUUAUCGACACUGGAUUUGCAACAUAAUGAAUUACUUGAUAUACCAGAGACUAUUGGAAACCUUCAUGCAUUGAAUCGAAUAGGUCUUCGAUACAAUCGCCUCAGCGGCAUACCUGCAACACUGAGCAAUUGUAAGCAUAUGGAUGAGUUCAAUGUAGAGGGAAACUCAAUCUCCCAACUGCCGGAUGGCCUUCUCUGCAGUUUGACUGAGCUCACUAGCUUGACAUUGUCUCGCAACUCCUUCAUGAGCUAUCCCAGUGGAGGUCCAGCCCAGUUCACAAGUGUCUCUGCUAUAAAUCUUGAACACAACCAGAUCGAUAAAAUACCUUAUGGAAUAUUCUCAAGAGCCAGAAAUUUAACUAAAUUGAUUAUGAAAGAGAAUUUACUCACAUCCUUGCCCCUAGACAUUGGACAAUGGACAAACAUGGUGGAACUCAAUUUGGGUACAAAUCAAUUGACUAAACUGCCAGAUGACAUUCAGAGUCUAGUCAAUUUGGAAGUAUUGAUAUUAUCCAAUAAUCUUCUGAAGCGCAUUCCGCCUAGUGUUGGUAAUUUAAAAAAGUUGAGAGUAUUAGAUUUAGAGGAAAAUAAAAUAGAAGUCCUUCCCAAUGAAAUAGGGUGCCUUCAGGGAUUGAAAAAGUUAAUAGUGCAGUCCAAUCAGUUGACAUCACUGCCUCGUUCCAUUGGACAUCUUAUUAAUUUAACAUAUUUGAGUGUCGGUGAAAACAACUUGCAGUAUCUACCUGAAGAAAUUGGUACACUAGAAAACUUGGAGUCCUUGUAUCUUAAUGAUAAUCCAAAUUUGUGCAAUCUGCCAUUUGAACUUGCUUUGUGUGUUAGCCUACAAAUCAUGAGCAUUGAAAAUUGUCCUUUGACAUCUCUGCCACCAGAGGUUGUGUCGUCGGGGCCCUCCCUGGUCAUCCAAUACCUUAAAUCACAAGGGCCAUACAGAGCCAUGUGAUAUGAGGUUGAUGAUUAUUAUCAAUCUGGUGUGCCAGGUAAUGAUAAUAAUUAAACAUGUUGCAAAGGUUGAGUCUAAAAGCAAACAUUGCUUUAGAACAAGUGAGUGUUUAUUAAUAAGGAAACUGACUGUUAUAUCAUAUUACCUAUACUAUAAUGGAACUUUAUUAGUAUUUUAAGUAUUUAAUAUUGUAUAAUCAUUUCAGCUGUUGCAGUAAUUCCUUUUGAUUUUUCAUUCAACUCAAAAACUAUUCAAAUAAGAUAGUUACUAUUUUCAUGUCACUAUUAGCCUGUCUGUUAAUAAGUGUGUUCAUGUCACAGAUCUCUAGCUAGUAGACAGACUAAUUCAAAUUAGAAAUUCAACUAAAACAAAUGAACAUUUUUUAGGGUUUUUCUUUUCUUUCUGGUUGUUGCCAUGUUUAGCUUGGGGAAAAAUAGCUAUUGACUAAUAAAAUAUCAUGUUUGACUUAAUCGGUCUAAGUCUGGCUGCAUAUUAUCAGAAAAACAUUCUAAUAUGCCUACCCUGGAAUGCCACAAGUGUAUACAUUUGUAUAAAUUCAUGCUGCAGACUAUCAGAAUGUUUCCAGAUCGGACAUAAUAUUCUGAUGUUUGCAGAGUAUGGGAACGUAUGGGAACGUUUUCUGACAGUCUAUUUUUCAUAAUAUGCAGGCCUAAUAUAGUGAGACCCAAGGGGCUUACACUUGGCCGUUUUUUAUUCUGAAUGUUUAUAAAUACUGAAUAGUUAUAUGUAUUUCUGUAAAGAAAUUAACAGUAUUUUUCAAUUUCCUUUUUUUAAACAUUUUGUGAAGGAACGCAAAGUUUACCCAGUAAUAUUAAUAGUUGUUAUUGUUAUUAUAAUAAUUGCUGUAUAUAAUGUAAAUGCACAAAUGAUUGUAGGUUAGUUUAUUAGUCUAAUGUCCUGUUUAAGAAAAAUUUGCAUGUGUAUAUAAAUUAAAGAAUGUAAGUUAUUAAUAUUAUGUAGAUGCCAAAAUACUGAUGAAAUUCAUAAUGGUAAAUAUUUUCAUAAUAUAUUGUAUGAUAUUGUAUUAUGUUAUGCUUGUUGUGUAAGUUAUGUUACAGUACUUUUUAAACAUUUUAUAAAGUUUGAUAAGGCAGUUCUUUAAGCGUUAUGUCCUGUCUUCUUAUUGCAGCUCACAAGUCUGCCAAAUUAAAUAUUUGUCCCCAUUUUCUUAUGUUUAAUCAAGUAAUUUUUUUAUAUACACAGUAAUAACCGUUUAUAACAUCAUUUAUAAUGAUGUAUUGGUUAUAAUAAUCAAAAUAUAAGUUCUUCUAUUUGUAAUAAUAUAAAGUCUUAACACUGACUUUUACAACUAGUGGAUUUUGUGAAUUGUGGUCCUUUCAAUGUUGUUAUAUAUUUUGACUGUAUAUUCAAAUCAUCAAUCAAUUCUAAAGGACCUAAUUGGUCAGUUGACUUGAUCAUUUAUCAUAUUUAAUAGUAUUAUUACUGCUAACUUAGUGGAGGACUAUAUACCUUCUUUUGUGUGUAAUCCGUCAUAUACAUAUUUAAUUAUUUAAUUAUAUUAAAGUCCAAUCACAUUCUUUUUGAAUAUUCUAUUAAUACCUGUCUUCUAAAUUAUUUCUGUUACAAAUACAGCUUAUGAAGUUAGGAUUUAGGUAUGUGUUAUUAUCAAUGUUGUCCUAAAAUGUUGCAUUUAACAGUUGCUCUUUGUAAACUAAGUAUUUCUCAAGGUAUGAUUUAGUCAAGUUGCUAUGCUACAAUGUAAUAUUGUAUGUACUAUGAUGUACUCAUAAGUAUCAGGCAAGUCUAUAGGAACUAGUCAUUUUGAUCACUUUAGUGAUACAGGUGCCUAUUGUACCAGUUGUAGCAAACAUUAUUACUUUACAUAUAAUGCCAAUUGUUCUGGUUAUAAUUUAGGAGUGUAAAAUAUAAAUAUUAAAUACUUACACAAAGUAUUAUUAUAAGGUGUUGACUAAAAUACCCUCUAAAGGUGAACUUUUCGAGUACCUUUUUUAAAUUAUGGUACUGAAUUUAAAAUAUUUUUACUUUGUUUUAAAUGUAGGUAGGUAUGACACAUUUAAAAUUUAAACAUAAUUGAGGGAGAAAAAUGAUAAUUCAUAUCUGCUACUUACAUAAUAUAUAUUUCUUAAUGUUUAUCUAAAUGUUAGAAAUUAAAAUUGGCAUUUCUUGUUAUUUAUAUUUACUUGAAAAUUGUAUUUUAAAUACCAUACCCACAAGUGCAAUGCAAUUGCAAUAUGACGAAUAAAAUUGUCAGUUGAUUGAUGUUAUUCUAACUAUUAAAAUAUGUUUUAUCGCAAAAAUCGUGACUAUAAUGUUUAAAUGACAUAAUAAUUAAUGUGUUAUAUUAAUAUUAAAUUAUAUAACAGAAAGGGUUGUUUUAAUUAUAAUAUAACCAGCCUACUGAUUUGCUAACUCAUGUUUAACACUGAAUGAUAGCCACCUGAGCUCAUUUGACAUGAUUGGUUCUACAUUGCUCUUCACUGAGUGAUACUAAAAUAAUUUUUCAUAGAAAUCCUUCAAUGGAUUAAAAAGGAAUGUCAAUUAAUGAGCUUGGUUGAUAUCAUUCAGUUUUAAACACUGAAUUAGCGAAUCAUCUGCAGGAAACUGAAAAUAAAAGAUCAACAGUUAUAAUUCAAUAAUUUAUAAAGUGCAGUACAUAUUAUUAUUAUCAUAAUAAUUAUAAGAUUUAUUUGUAAAUUGCGCAUUUUUUCUUAUAACAUAAAUAAUUCAAGUUUAUAUACACAUUAAAUUCAAAGCGUCUUCUGUAACUCAAAGCAGUCUAUAAAGUAUUCACGAGUAAUAUCGAUGCGGUACAAUCACACUAAAAAUGCCAUCAUUGUCAUCUUAAGCUAAUAUGAUUCUCACAUACAAAAAUAUUGACCUAAAAAUGGCUAUAAAACACUUGAUUACAUCACAUUACCAUUUUAAUGACAAAAAAUUAUUUGUGAAAAAUCCAAAUUACAACAUUCAAUACAAAACCAAA
This is a messenger RNA of Maniola jurtina (meadow brown), 4936 nucleotides long. RefSeq names its product leucine-rich repeat protein soc-2 homolog (gene Sur-8). The coding region runs from base 247 to 1953 and encodes 568 amino acids. Lineage: Eukaryota; Metazoa; Arthropoda; Insecta; Lepidoptera; Nymphalidae. Gene Ontology annotation, molecular function: protein binding. The transcript has 2 exons. The record is from RefSeq and is a predicted model, not a curated record.